Molecule: messenger RNA, 276 nt
Organism: Paramecium tetraurelia
Lineage: Eukaryota; Ciliophora; Oligohymenophorea; Peniculida; Parameciidae
Exons: 2
Biological process (GO): microtubule-based process
Cellular component (GO): dynein complex
Molecular function (GO): dynein intermediate chain binding; dynein light intermediate chain binding
Source: RefSeq, a predicted model, not a curated record
AUGUCUUUCGAUAAAUUACAACCUGUCAUUAAACAAAUUGAUAUGAGUGAUGAAAUGCAAAGAGAAGUCAUUGAAGUAUCAAGAUAAGCCAUUGACAAGAGUUCUACAGAUUAAUAAAUUGCCUCAUAUAUCAAGGAUGAGUUAAGAGCAAAAUAUCAUGGAACGUGGCAUUGUAUUGUAGGAAGAAACUUUGGAUCGUAUGUAACUCACGAAACAAAACAUUAUAUAUAUUUUUACAUUGGAUAACUGGCCAUCAUGCUCUUCAAAACAGGAUGA